UCUCUACUCUAGACGCCGUGCAAAUUCGGAGUUUGAUUUGCUUUAAGCAGUUUUUGUUUGAAUUUAUUGCCUUGUUAACCCGUUGUUACUAGCAGAAAACUUGACAAAAUGCGUCCCCCAGAGUUCAAGCUUAACAAUCCGCCGGAGGACCUCAUCUCCGCCGUGAAAUUUGGGCCCAAAUCGAAUCAGUACAUGGCGGCGUCUUCUUGGGAUGGAACACUUCGGUUCUACGAUGUGCCGGCAAACCAGCUGCGCCAGAAAUUCCUGCAGGAUGCCCCCAUUCUGGACUGUGCCUUCAUGGAUAUAGUGCACGUGGUCAGUGGCUCGCUGGACAACCAGUUGCGUCUCUUUGAUGUCAACACCCAGGCGGAAAGCAUAGUUGGUGCCCACGAGGAGCCCAUCAGAUGCGUGGAGCACGCCGAGUACGUCAAUGGCAUCCUCACGGGUAGCUGGGACAAUACCGUAAAGCUGUGGGACAUGCGGGAGAAGCGCUGCGUGGGAACCUUCGAGCAGAACAACGGAAAGGUGUACUCCAUGUCCGUGAUCGACGAGAAGAUCGUGGUGGCCACCUCCGACCGCAAGGUGCUCAUCUGGGACCUGCGCAAGAUGGACAGCUACAUCAUGAAGCGGGAGUCCUCGCUUAAGUAUCAGACCCGCUGCAUUCGCCUAUUCCCCAACAAAGAGGGCUACGUGAUGUCCUCCAUCGAGGGACGCGUGGCAGUGGAGUACCUGGAUCACGACCCUGAGGUGCAGCGUCGCAAGUUCGCUUUCAAGUGCCACCGAAAUAGGGAGCAAGACAUCGAACAGAUCUACCCCGUGAAUGCCUUGAGUUUCCAUAAUGUCUACCAGACAUUCGCCACCGGCGGAUCCGAUGGCAUUGUGAACAUUUGGGAUGGCUUCAACAAGAAGCGCCUUUGCCAGUUCCACGAAUAUGAUACCUCCAUAUCCACGCUCAACUUCAGCUCCGAUGGCAGUGCCCUGGCCAUCGGCUGCUCCUACUUGGACCAACUGCCAGAGACUCCGGCUACCGUGCCACAUCCGGCCAUCUAUAUACGCUAUCCCACGGACCAGGAAACCAAGCAGAAAUAAUGUUAUCUACCGAAACUAUUCAUUUACUUGUUUACGGCGAAGUUAUACAUCAUUUUUUAAAGUAA
This is a messenger RNA of Drosophila teissieri, 1154 nucleotides long. RefSeq names its product mitotic checkpoint protein BUB3 (gene Bub3). The record is from RefSeq and is a predicted model, not a curated record. NCBI's taxonomy places the organism in Eukaryota, Metazoa, Arthropoda, Insecta, Diptera, Drosophilidae. Bases 109 to 1089 code for a protein of 326 amino acids. Gene Ontology annotation, cellular component: kinetochore; bub1-bub3 complex; mitotic checkpoint complex. Gene Ontology annotation, molecular function: ubiquitin binding. Gene Ontology annotation, biological process: mitotic spindle assembly checkpoint signaling. The transcript has 2 exons.